Molecule: messenger RNA, 1633 nt
Organism: Myotis brandtii (Brandt's bat)
Lineage: Eukaryota; Metazoa; Chordata; Mammalia; Chiroptera; Vespertilionidae
Gene: CNN3
Product: calponin 3, acidic
Exons: 6
Coding region: 101-973 (290 amino acids)
Biological process (GO): actomyosin structure organization
Molecular function (GO): actin binding
Source: RefSeq, a predicted model, not a curated record
GGACGGGGAUGCUCACGCCGGCCCUGUGUUCCAGAUCGCGUCCAAGUACGACCCGCAGGCCGAGGAGGACCUGCGCGGCUGGAUCGAGGAGGUGACCGGCAUGAGCAUCGGCACCAGCUUCCAGCUGGGCCUGAAGGACGGCAUCAUCCUCUGCGAGCUCAUCAACAAGCUCCAGCCGGGCUCCGUGAAGAAGGUCAACGAGUCCUCGCUCAACUGGCCGCAGUUGGAGAACAUCGGCAACUUCAUCAAAGCCAUCCAGGCGUACGGCAUGAAGCCCCACGACAUCUUCGAGGCCAACGACCUGUUCGAGAACGGGAACAUGACCCAGGUGCAGACGACGCUGGUGGCGCUGGCCGGCCUGGCGAAAACCAAAGGCUUCCACACCACCAUCGACAUCGGCGUGAAGUACGCCGAGAAGCAGACGCGGCGCUUCGACGAAGGGAAGCUGAAGGCCGGCCAGAGCGUCAUUGGUCUGCAGAUGGGGACCAACAAGUGCGCCAGCCAGGCGGGGAUGACCGCCUACGGGACCAGGAGGCACCUGUACGACCCCAAAAUGCAGACGGACAAGCCCUUUGACCAGACCACGAUCAGCCUGCAGAUGGGGACCAACAAAGGGGCCAGCCAGGCGGGGAUGCUGGCGCCGGGCACCCGGAGAGACAUCUACGACCAGAAGCUCACGCUGCAGCCCGUGGACAGCUCGACCAUCUCCCUGCAGAUGGGCACCAACAAGGUCGCCUCGCAGAAGGGCAUGAGCGUGUACGGGCUCGGGCGGCAGGUCUACGACCCCAAGUACUGCGCCGCCCCCACCGAGCCCGUCAUCCGCAACGGCAGCCAGGGCACGGGCACCAAUGGCUCGGAGGUCAGCGACAGCGACUCCCAGGCCGAGUACCCCGACGAGUACCACGGCGGGUACCCCGACGACGACCCCCGCGAGUACCAGUACGGCGACCCCGGCCUCGGCCUCGAUUACUAGGCUCGGAGGCGCCGUCCUCCGUCGCGGUCACUCCGUGGGCGCCCGGCUAGCCCUGAGUGACGCUCUCCGCCCUUCUGAACCCUAGUGCGCUUCCUGUACCUGAAGGAGAGGCUGCCUCACACCCCCUCCUCCUCCGCCCGCCUCUCCCUCCGCAGCUCCUUUCCGCUGGGCAGGCCAGCCUGCAGCGACGUGACCCCCUGGCGCUGGAGCGAAGGGAGCCCUGGGGGGCGCGGGUUCCUCCCGACAGAUCUCUGCAUCCUCACACUCUUUACGGAACUGGUGUUCGCAAGCAAUAGGAGGCUUCUCUCUUACAUUAGUGUCUGGCUCCUCCGUGGGAGACUAAACCCGUGCUUAGCGCUCAGGCGCCCGCCAGCUAAACCGAGAAGACGCAGCGUGUCAGCCGCUCGCGACCGAUGCCCGCGGUGUGGGUCGCGGGUGGAAAUGCAGGCGCGGCCCUCGCUCUGGGGACGCCUGAGUCGCUCCCACCGGCGCGGGCGGCUCCAUCGCUGCAGACGUGGGGGUCUGACUGCGCGGCCCUUCCUGUUGUGCCAACGUAUCGGUGUAGACUCGCUCUGUUUCAACUGUAUUUAUUGCUGCAUUUCUCAGCAUAAACUUAUCCCAGUGUAUUUUUUAUAAAUAAAUAUUUUUUUUGAACAUUCA